AAGCUUGUAAAUCACAGUUCAACAGUUUGUUGAAUCCAAUUUUAGCAGCAGAGUUUUGACUUGGAAAGAAAAAUGACUAAGUUUUCCCUAGUUUUGGUGGUUUUGGGUUCGCUCAUGUUGGCGAACUCUGCGUCUGCGGCGCCAAACGCAAUCCGGGAGGCAUUCGUGGAAGAGAUGAAGAACGUGUUUCUGGGAGUGGCCGAGAUUGCUCAGAAGGCUAAGAAUGGUGCCAGUGCUCGUGACUUGUAUGAAGAAAUUAAGGAAAAAGCUAGAAACACUUUGAACAACUUGGCCAACAAGUUUGGUGGAGGUGGUGGAGGUCGUCGUUCGAAGCGCGCUGUCCACUCCAGCGUCACCGUGACCAAGUUCAACCAAACCAACUACCAGAAGCUGGAGAUCAAGAAAAGCUCGGAUCAGGAUCACGAGAAGCUUCAGGAAGCUGCCUGUCUGGUUCAGGAUAACGAAGUGUACUGGCUGGAGCUCGUCACCAGCGCCUUGAUCCAGGUCAUGCAGGAGAUGAAACGCGUCCUGGAGGGCAAGAAGAUUGGCGUUCAGAUGACCAAGGAAGUCUACGAGCAGUCCAAACAGGCGUACGAAAAGUCCAAGCUGAGACACUAAAAACUUCGUGUCAACAGUUGAUGACAUUGGUUGGUAAAGUGAAUAAAUUUGCUCCGUGGAAACUAGUA
This is a messenger RNA of Culex quinquefasciatus (southern house mosquito), 686 nucleotides long. RefSeq lists its product as uncharacterized. Bases 73 to 618 code for a protein of 181 amino acids. Lineage: Eukaryota; Metazoa; Arthropoda; Insecta; Diptera; Culicidae. The transcript is spliced from 3 exons. The record is from RefSeq and is a predicted model, not a curated record.